AUGAAAGCCGCCAUUCCCAUUGCCCUCCUCGCGGUCGUCGCUAAUGCUAAGCGCUCGACCACGACCAGCGCUGUUGCGGACGUCACCGAUGUUGCUGCUACGUCUGGUCUCAGAAAUGCCACUGCCGCUUCCUCGGCCAAAACUAUCACUGAGCACGAGCCAACCCCAGUCACUACCCAUGCUAUCUCCUCGGAGAGCACUCUCUCCGAGCCUGCUGAGACUAAGACGGCCAAAACGGGUCGGGUCAAGCUUACCAAGAUCACUACUGAGUCGAGUGUUGCCACCUCCUCUUCCAAAUCGAGUGCUGCCACCUCUUCCUCUACCACUCGGAAGGGAAGUCCUGAAGCUUCCCCGGUCGGUUUCCUUACCUGGCCCGCGUCAGAGUCUGGCUUUGUAACGAAAAUCAACGAGAAUCUGGUUGUCGUUUUAAGAAAGACCACCACCACCGAGGCCCAGACCACCACCAUCAAGGGCGAGACUACCACCUCCAAUGGCAAGACCACAACCACCAAGGACGAGUCUACCGCCACCCAGGGUGAAACUACCACCACCAAGGGCCCGGCUACCACCACCACUAAGGCAAAAACCACCACAACCGCCAAGGCCGAGGCCAUCAGCGCCGAGGACGAGUCCACCACCACCAAGGGUGAAACUACCACCACCAAGGUCGAGACUACGACCACCAAGGGCGAGACCACUACUACCCAAAGCCCAACCACCACCAGCAAGACCAGCAAGAGCAAGACCACAUCCAGCAAGGGACAGGUCACUUUCAACCCCUUCUGCGCGCAUCCGCUGCACGCCACAAACCCUCCCCAGACCAUCCCGGACCCUUGGGGCUCGGAUCCUGAACAUGUGAUUGUUAAUCAGACCGUCCCCGCAGUUCCUACCAAGAAAGCUUAA
Molecule: messenger RNA, 903 nt
Organism: Cordyceps fumosorosea ARSEF 2679
Lineage: Eukaryota; Fungi; Ascomycota; Sordariomycetes; Hypocreales; Cordycipitaceae
Exons: 2
Coding region: 1-903 (300 amino acids)
Source: RefSeq, a predicted model, not a curated record